Molecule: messenger RNA, 4663 nt
Organism: Vitrella brassicaformis
Lineage: Eukaryota; Vitrellaceae
Source: the annotation of a GenBank genome assembly
CUGCGACAGAACUGGUGUCCCAGAAGAAAGAACGACCCUGAGAGCUGGAUUGUGGUCCUUCGACACGAUCCCUCAGGCAAACCAACGAAGCCGCGGUGGAUGUGAGCCUUGGUUGUUGACCAGGGAGCACAUUCGGUGACUAGAGGCCUCUCGUGAGAGCACCCUCAUCUGUCCGGUCGCUGAGGCGAGAUGGCCCUUCGGUCGCGACGUGUCGGCGUUGCCAGUACUGACUGCGCGAGGUGUCCUGUGUCGAGUGUACAGUCGAAGACAGAACGAGUCGCUGUUGCUGUUGCUACCGGUGCUGGUGCGAAUCUUCCCCUCCCUCCCUCUUGCCGCUCCUGGCUUCCCCACAACCACGGCGAUAUCAGCAUGACGUUCUACCUCGCGGCUGACGCCCACUACGACGCCAUCUGAACAAACCGACGGAACAGACGGCCUGUCGUGUGUUCGUUCGUGUCGUGUCGUGUUCGGAUCCUUAUUGCCCCUUCCCCUUCCCCCACCUCCCCCUUCUACAACAGCAACAACAACCAGACCCAUCAUCCUUACCCCCGCUUGUGUACAGCUACAGCAGUAUCUUACCUUGUCUGAUCUACCUCUACCUCUACCUCUUCCUCUACCUUGUUCUUUAUCGGCAUAGCCACAUUAGCAUGCAGCGUGCAGCUCAGGACGCAUCGGCCUCCUUCGAGCGCGUGCUGAACCGGCUGGACGUGACGACCACUGGGUUGGGCGCCGGUGGUCCUGGUGGUGAGAGUGACGACCGUGCCGCUGCCGGGCGAUAUGGGUACGCGCCGCGCCGAAUGGACACACACACACACACGGUGACACACGGUCACCGAUACUCAUCUCUCCUCUCCCUCUGUGUGCUGUGCUGUGUCGGUUGCUGCUCGUCAUCAGGCCUUCACCUCCUGGCGGCUUCGCGGACAAGUUCGCAGACAAGGACGGCUUCGAGUGUCCCCUGGGCAUCGGCGGUGGCGUCGGCGGCGUGAUGCACCCCGCCAUGCAGCAGAUGGCCGGGGGCAGUGGUGCUCACGGCGUCAUGCUCAUGGGCGACCCUUAUGCCGGCAGAAAAGACAUAACCAGGUGUGUGUUAGUGAGGGCUGGGGGCUUGGGUGGGGGGAUGGGGAUAACGCACACACGAGUAUUCGGUGACUGACCGUGGCUUGGCUGUCUUUGGCUGUGUGUGUGUAUGUGCGCCUGGCUGUGCCUUCCUGUGUCUGGCUGUGUGUAUGUCGUGGAUGAAGGGGUGUGGCUGCGACUGCUGCGCCCACCAAUCUGCUGGCCUUUGCUGCCGACCACCCUCAUGCUCAUGGUGCGUGUCCGUGUCUAGACCCCUCCCUCUCCCUCUCAGCGUGUUGGCACAUCCUGCAUCUGUGUGUGUCUGUCUCAUCACGUCUGUUGGCCUACAGGGAAGCUCCGUCGUCCGUCUGGCGAGUGUGUGUGCGGCCCGUCGUUGGCGAGCGAGGGCUACGGGUACGAGUAUCUCAGCGACGUCCCGCACAUGAGACACAGGUACAGUGUGUGUGCCUCCCUCUCUCUGGUGGCCUGUGCUCUCCCUCAGUCACGUGUGAUGCACUGUGGUGUGCUGUGUGUGAAUGUGUUGUGCAGCACUGAUCCCCUGUCCUUGGCGAGCAAGGCUAAGCGUGACAUUGUGCAGCGGGGAGUCAGUGAAGGGCAGACUGGUGCGUCAGUCAUGUCGCACACACAGAUACAUACCCACACACACAGACGGACAUCUGUCUGCCCAUUUAUGCGUCAGGUACAGGCUACUCGUUCUGGCAGGGCAAAGACGACCCGGCAGGCGCCCCCUCUGCUGCAGCAGGGAGCGGCGUGACACAACGAUUCAAGAAAGACACCCGUACGCACACACAACCACACCCACACCCACACACGAGCCACACCAGCAAACACGCGACCCCCACACCCACCUCCCUCUGUCUGUGUCUGUGCGUCCAUCCAUCUAUCGAUCCAUCCAUCCAUCCAUCAGACACUCUGUGUGCGUUGCCAUCGUCGCGUGUGGGUGGUGCUGGGUUCCCGCUGCUCCCUGGCCACACCGUCAAGUGCCGACUGGCCCGGGAGAGCGGCGUCGACGAAUACCUGCUGGCGAAUAAGGUGAGUCAGUGAGUGGGUUGCUGGUGUGGGUGUGUGUUGUGAUGUGUUGUGAUGUGUUGUGAUGUGUUGUGAUGUGUUGUGUGGCUGCAGGUAGCUGAUCACUUGUACCGUAGCCACGACCAGGGUGCGGGCGACUACUGCGCCAUGAUCAAAUGCCACGCCAAACACUUGCAGGUGCGUACCCCUGACACACACACACACACACACACAGGGCCCCCUAUGGAUGCAUCUGUCUCUCCGUGUGUGUCUCUCUCUCUCUCUGUCAGCUGACGUCUCUAGUGUUUGUUGACUUCCUGCCCCUUGUGCUGUGUCUGGCCUUCUACCCAUCGACCUGCCAGACCAGCGGCCAUGAUGGCCAUGAAGACUCACACACUGACUUAGACAAAUCAGAUAUGAGCAAAACCGACACCAAAGACUCAGACGUGGUCGUCGCCGAGAUACAGAGAAUCUCAGGUACGUUUGCCGCGCCCGCACACCCAGCACACACACGUUGCCUCCAUCUAUCUCUCUCUCUCUCUCUCUCUGUGUGUGUGUGUGUCAGGUGACCCUGUGCUCUUCCUCCGUGUGUGGCGGGAGAUUGCGGGCCUCCUGCAGGCCACUGCACCGCUCGACGCCCCAUCGGCCGUGCAGCUGCAGCACGAGGAGGCGCAGGGCACACAGACCACCCAGGCGACAUCAGAGAUGGACGUGUGUGUCGGCAUGGGCAUGGGCAUGGCCAUCGAGGGCGGGUUCGGCGGCAUCGAGGGCGGGGACUUCUGGGGCAAGGUCGACAUCGAGGAGGUCGAACGUAAGCCCGUCAAGUGAAGUCAAGUGAAGUGGCUCUCGAGCACCUUCACACGUGCGGAUGUCUCUCUGUCUGUUUGUCUGUUUUUCUCCCGUGUGUGUGUCUUGUUCUUGUGUGUGCAGGUGCCAUGUACGAGGAGCUGGAGCAGUCGACGGCCGUGCCGUCCGACCUGUCCUCAACCUCCACACCCACCAGCAGCCCUUCGUACGCACCCACACCAACCACACCAACCACAACACACCACACCACACAGCACACACGCAUCCCUUUGUGUCUUGGUUCCUUCCUCUCUCCUUAUGUCAGAGUCGCUUCCAUGAAUUUGCUUAAAGAGGGUUUGAAGGAACCUGAGUCACACCCGGGGGUAGGCACGAGACAAGCAGGCCAAGAAGCGAAAGACAUGGCUCUCUGUCAUGUCAUGUGUGUCAGCUUGAGAAGCUGUGUUCGGGUAGCCCUAGCGACAUGGAGGAGGGCGCGGCGCUCAUCGCCCAGUCGUCUGCGCACUGUACGCCCUCCCCUCCACCCCACCACCAGACACACACACACAGACACACACAUGCCUGUGUCUGUCGGGUGUCUGCUGUUUGUUCACUUGCAGGGUUGAGUAAGUCCCUGCUCGCGUCGCCUGAUGCCCUGUCUAAGCUCAAGAGAGCGCUCGACUCAUACCACGACACACACGUAACGACCUGCACACACACACACACACACACACUACAGCCGUCCUCGCAAUGCAUUGCAUUCUUCCCUCCCUCCCUCCCUCCCUCCCUCAUGUGUGUGGGUGUCUGCAAUGCUGCAGGUGGGUGCGAUGCCGCUGACGGUCGUCUACCCACUGGUCGCCGCCGUCAAUAACCUGGCGACAGGUACGUACGCAGCGGUCGAUGCCUUACCACACACAAACAAAGAUGCAUCUGGGUGUGUGUGUGUGUGUGUCAAUGUGUUAUGACAGAGUACUCGCAAGAGCUGCUGUCCUGCGGUUUGGCGGACACCCUCGUGUCGCUGCUCAAGAAGAGCACUCACACCGUCCAGUCGGCGCCCGCACUCUACACCGCCGCGGCGCAGUCCACCCACCACACCCACACCACCACCACCACUGUCACGCGGACCUCGUUCACACAGGAGACCAUUACCAGCACAAUGAUGGUCAGACAGAGAGAGACAGAGAGAGAAGGGCAAACAAACGGGCACACCACUUUCUCCUCUCUCUGUGUGUGUGUGUAUGUGCAGGCGGCGUCCUUUCACACGAGCAGCAGCAGCAUGUACACGGACGUCUGUGUGGGGGGUGUGGGCGGGGUGGCCGAGCUGGAGCCGCCGGUGGUCGUGCGGGAGAUGGCCAAGGCCAUCAGGGACCUCUGCAAAGCCCCUUAUGUGGAGUCCAACCUCCUGGAAUCACUCCACACAAGCAUCCGGUAACACACACACACACACUCAGACAUUGAGCCACCCAUCCCAUCCCAUCCGCGUGUGCGUCUGGUGUGUGUGUGUCUGCCCACCAUUCCUUCAGUGAUCUCGAGUCGACGGUGUCAUACGGGCGAUCUUUCGACCACGUAGCUCUGCAGCACGUCAGGGCCGCCAUGCACGCACUCAGAGGACACCUGGCCUGACGUGCCGUGCGUGCAUGGUGGACGGGCGGAUGGCUUUGUUUGUGUGUGCGCGUACGUGACGAGUGUGUGAUUGUGUGUAUGUUUGUUGAUCGAUUCGAUGUGUGUGUGUGUGUGUGUGUCUGUGUGUGUGUGUUUAUUUGUCACCCAACACCCUGCGCCUGACUUGAGUGCC